Messenger RNA from Gavia stellata (red-throated loon), 1084 nucleotides. RefSeq names its product heat shock transcription factor 2 binding protein (gene HSF2BP). Bases 1 to 1011 code for a protein of 336 amino acids. NCBI's taxonomy places the organism in Eukaryota, Metazoa, Chordata, Aves, Gaviiformes, Gaviidae. The transcript has 8 exons. Gene Ontology annotation, cellular component: cytosol. The record is from RefSeq and is a predicted model, not a curated record.
AUGCGGCGCCGCGCCGGCCUCGCUGGCGACGCGCAGAAGGCUGAGACCAAAGAGGAAUUUGUUAAAGUUAAAAGGAGGGAUUUGGAAAGGCUGACAACUGAGGUUAUGCAAUUGCGGGAUUUCUUACCCAAAAUAGUAAAUGGGGAUAUCCUGGGGACAUUCCAGAAAUUGGAUGCCAUUGAAUCAAACAUGGAGAAAAAGGAGGAGGAAAUAGAGCAGCUGAAAAUGGAUUGUGAGCACUUCAGAGCCCGUCUGGAAACAGCCCAGGCAGAUUGCAUGAGAGAAAAGAAGGAGAAACUAGACCUCCGCCAGCAGCUGAAUGAGGCCAAGCAGCAGCUUCUGCAGCAAGCAGAGUACUGCACAGAAAUGGGUGCAGCGGUGUGCACAUUGUUGUGGGGUGUGUCUAGCAAUGAGGAAGCUGUUAAAACCAUUCUAGGAGGAAGUAAAGCAGUAAAGUUUUUCACAAUCACUGCACAGACCAUGGAGAGCUUUGUGAAGUCAUUAAGUGAAGACAUGAAACAGCAGGAUUUGGAUUCUGAUGAAAAUCAGUUUGUAUUAGCUUUGGCAGGGAUUGUAACAAAUGUGGCUGCGCUGGCAUGUGGCCGUGAGUUCUUGGUUAGUUCAAGUCGUGAAUUACUGGACACAAUGAUGCAGCUCCUGGGAGACAUGAAGCCGGGACUCUGUACCAAAUUUAAAGUACUAAUGCUAAUGUCACUUUACAAUGUGAGUAUCAACUUGAAAGGCUUGAAGUACAUCAGUGAAAGUCCAGGGUUUAUUCCUUUGCUUUGGUGGCUAUUGAAUGACCCUGAUACAGAAGUUUGUCUUCAUGUUCUGCGGCUCCUCCAGUCUGUGAUUCUGGAGCCAGAAGUAUUAGCCAAGUCAGCCUCUGAGAUGCGUGAUACUUUGCCAUUUCAGCGUAUCAUUGCACUGUCAAAGAGCCGCAAUGCGGAUCUGCAAGCACUUGCAAAAGAACUACUUGAAGAUCUUAAAAUACUUGAGUAUGAAGCAUAGAAGAGCUCUAUGACACCAACUGCUUACGUCUUUCCUAUAUUUUUAUGCUGCAAGAGUUGUUGGAGAUGGGCUU